This is a messenger RNA of Nasonia vitripennis (jewel wasp), 2149 nucleotides long. It is a transcript of the gene Nap1, whose product is annotated as nucleosome assembly protein 1-like. Gene Ontology annotation, biological process: nucleosome assembly. Gene Ontology annotation, molecular function: chromatin binding; histone binding. Bases 532 to 1692 code for a protein of 386 amino acids. NCBI's taxonomy places the organism in Eukaryota, Metazoa, Arthropoda, Insecta, Hymenoptera, Pteromalidae. The transcript has 8 exons. Gene Ontology annotation, cellular component: chromatin; nucleus. The record is from RefSeq and is a predicted model, not a curated record.
UAUACGACCGACGAGUUCGUCAGUUUGAGCUACGGGCUGGGAACUACGUCGCGAACGACUUGGAGUCGAGCCCGUGCACUUGGGCCGAGUUUUUUCUUUUUCUUUGCGCGCCAAACUGCAGCUCGUCCCUCGUGCCAUUGCUGGUAAUAUAACCAUAACCUCGUCGACAUCCGCGCGCGCGGGGAAAAUGGCGAGGGCGAUCUGAUCUCGCGCGCGGUUGCCAUGGGCUGCCGUCGAUACACGAAUCUGCGACGCAUUUCGCUUGAAAUCGGCUCUCGCAUACUCAGAUCUUAGCAGCGUUUCGUUGAUGCUUGUACCCGGUACCCGGUGUGUAGUGUAUAGUGUCCCUCGUGGCUAUCCGAGACUUUGUUUUACACGUCUUAUUGCGGUGUUUUAUUUAAUUAUCGAUUAUCGAUCGGCCUAGUUGUUCAUGUGUUUUAUUUUUACCUACGGCGUCUCGUCUCGCUCUUCCUUGAAUUAGUUGAAUGGCAGACCUUCUUUAGUGCGCGUUUGGUCAAGUUUUGAUACAAAAUGGCUGUGGACCCUGAGCGUGCCAGUGCCAGUGAUUUGGAUUCCAUGGAGGACGAAGAUGAAACCACCAAGCCCACCAAAAAGUACACUCAAGAAAACCUUCUGGCAGCUUUACAAGACCGAUUGAACGAGUUCAAUAUUGAACAUCUGCCUGCCCCAGUAAAACGAAGGAUCAAAGCAUUAAAGCAGCUUCAGCUGAAAACAACACACAUCGAAGCCAAGUUUUACGAAGAGGUCCAUGCCCUUGAAUGUCGGUACUACCAGCUCUGCGCACCUUAUUAUGAACAGAGGAGUAACGUUGUCUCUGGUAUCUAUGAACCAAAAGAUGAGGAAUGUCUGUGGGAGAGCGAGGAUGAAGAGGAAAUCAGUACUGAUUUGAAAUCUAAAGUUAAGAUCAUUGAAGUUAAAGAUGAAGCACAGAUCAAAAAAGACAAUAGUGCUGAUGAUGAAAAUGUCAAAGGCAUUCCAGAUUUCUGGUUAACAAUAUUCAAAAAUGUUGGAAUGUUGGCUGAAAUGCUUCAGGAACAUGAUGAACCAAUUUUGAAGCACCUGUAUGACAUCAAAGUUCUGUUCUUAGAGAAAGAUCCUAUGGGUUUUGUAUUAGAAUUUCACUUUUCUCCAAACGAUUACUUUUCUAAUUCAGUUUUGACAAAGGAGUAUCACAUGAAAUGUGUACCUGAAAAAGAUGAUCCUUUCAGUUUUGAAGGUCCAGAAAUUUACAAGUGCAAAGGUUGUAUUAUUGACUGGAAAAAAGGAAAGAACGUCACCGUCAAAACGAUUAAGAAAAGUCAGAAACACAAGUCUCGAGGUUCCAAGCGUACUGUAACCAAGACUGUUCAGAAUGAUUCAUUCUUUAAUUUCUUCACUCCACCAAUUGUGCCCGAUGAUGCGGAUGCAGAAGUUGAUGAUGAAACCCAAGUCUUGCUAACAUCUGAUUUUGAAAUUGGCCAUUACAUCAGAGAGAGAAUAGUCCCCAGAGCUAUCCUAUACUUCACAGGUGAAGGUUUGGAGGAUGAGGACGAGGAUUACGAAGAAGAUGACGGAGAUGAUGAUGACGGAGAUGAUGAUGAUGAUGAUGAUGAAGAUGAAGAAGAUGGCUCUCAUUCAGGUGGGAAAUUGCAAGAAGAUGGUUCUCAACCUGCUGAAUGUAAACAGCAGUAACCAAUUAUUCGUAUAAAAAAAUAAUUGAUACUGUUGGAGCGAAACUAUUUUAAAAACAAGACAUAAAAACUACUGGCUAAUAACUGCCUAGAUAUCCUGCAUCCGUGUCUUUGAUUCAUCGCUCUUUGUAAAAUCAGUCUUUACUAAUCAUAUCAUGUCUCCUAUUCCAGAUGAAAACUAGAUCAAAGGCAAUAGCAACGAGAGAAAUUUGGUAAAGAACAUCUUGUCAUCUUCAGCAAUUAAUUGCUUCAUCUUGUACUAUUAUUACGUUUCUAAACAAACAGGAAAUGUUUUUUCCAAAGAGAUGCUACGUUAAUACGUAUAACAAAUUUUUGGUACUGUUAAAGACAUUUUAAUACAAAAUUUACAAAAACAAAUUUGGCUGUUAGAAGGCAAAAUUGUAUGUACACGCUACAUUUUUCUACAAUAAAGGCAGAUGUGUUUUUAUUUUUUUCAA